AUGGUCAAAAUCCAAGAAGUUGAAGACGAACACUUCACCGAUGUGAAGCCUGCAUUCGCGGACGACGCUGAGGAUGACGAUUUCACCGAUACUGACAGCGAAAUCUCUGACGAGGAGGAGGGUGAUGAUGAGCUGGAGGAAACGCUUUACGACCGCCUUGUGGCUUUGAAGGAUAUCGUCCCAUUGAAACAGCGCACAUAUCUCUCCAACGGAGCUUCGCGCACCUAUAGGUGGAUUUCCAAGGGACUUUCCUUCGGUGGAUCUACGCUGUGGGUCUUGACUACCUCGGUCAUGAUUUUAGGAGUUCCAUAUGCGGUUGCCCUCCAAGGGGAUCAGCAAUUGGCCGAAAUGGAGAAGGAAUAUAACAUGCAACAAUUCACUACUGAGUCCUUGACUCCCGGCGCACAGUCGAUUCUCACGGAGGGAACCCAGGAAAAACCCCGGCAGUAA
This is a messenger RNA of Morchella importuna, 450 nucleotides long. RefSeq lists its product as uncharacterized. The coding region runs from base 1 to 450 and encodes 149 amino acids. The record is from RefSeq and is a predicted model, not a curated record. The transcript has 3 exons. NCBI's taxonomy places the organism in Eukaryota, Fungi, Ascomycota, Pezizomycetes, Pezizales, Morchellaceae. Gene Ontology annotation, biological process: intracellular protein transport. Gene Ontology annotation, cellular component: mitochondrial outer membrane.